Penicillium cataractarum is the source of this 2391-nucleotide messenger RNA. RefSeq names its product phosphoenolpyruvate synthase. Lineage: Eukaryota; Fungi; Ascomycota; Eurotiomycetes; Eurotiales; Aspergillaceae. Gene Ontology annotation, biological process: phosphorylation; pyruvate metabolic process. The coding region runs from base 1 to 2391 and encodes 796 amino acids. The transcript has a single exon. The record is from RefSeq and is a predicted model, not a curated record. Gene Ontology annotation, molecular function: ATP binding; pyruvate, water dikinase activity.
AUGAACAGUGUGGAUGAUACAGGGAAUUUGGUUCUUGAUUUCGAGCAGCUGGCGCGCAGUGAUGUCGCCAUGGUCGGCGGGAAGAAUGCCUCCAUUGGUGAGCUAAUAGGUGCGCUUGGGCCGAAAGGAAUCGUUGUUCCACCUGGUUUUGCGACGACUUCACACGCGUAUUGGCGUUAUGUUGACUACAACAAAAUGCAAGAAACGAUGGCCAUGUUGAUCGCAGAAUGGCAAUCAGGCAACAUGAAUCUUUCCGAAGCUGGCCAUGAAAUACGCAAGUUGUUCCUCCGCGGUUCUUGGCCUCAAAAUCUCUCUAUUGCCAUCAGGAAAGGCUAUCGGGAACUUGCGGCUAAAGUGAGAAACGAAAACCCGAGCGUUGCCGUGCGUUCAAGUGCGACGGCAGAGGACUUGCCUGAUGCGAGCUUCGCCGGCCAACAGGAGUCAUAUCUGAAUAUCUCAGGGGAAGAUGCAGUGUUGGAUGCCUGCCGUCGCUGCUAUGCCUCUCUUUUCACAGAUCGGGCAAUCAGCUAUCGCCAAGUCAAAGGAUUCGAUCACAUGAGCGUCGCACUCUCGAUUGGAGUACAGCGUAUGGUCCGCUCUGAUUAUAGCGGGUCUGGUGUCAUGUUCUCCAUCGAUACCGAAAGUGGCUUCGACAAGAUUGUGCUCAUCAACGCAGCAUGGGGACUUGGAGAAAACAUAGUACAAGGAACCGUCAACCCCGAUGAAUAUCAAGUUUUCAAACCACUUUUGGGCGAUGAAAGUCUGGUCCCGAUAAUAGAGAAACGGCGAGGAAGCAAAGAAAUGAAAAUGGUCUAUGGUAAUGGAGAUGUACCGACACGGAAUAUACCUACCUCGAAAGCAGAGCGCGCUGCAUUUGUACUAGGUGAUCAGGAGAUUCUCCAGUUGGGCCGCUGGGCAUGCACAAUUGAAAAGCACUAUGGGUGCCCGAUGGACAUGGAAUGGGCAAAAGACGGCAUCACGGGUGAGAUUUUCGUUGUCCAGGCCCGGCCUGAAACCGUUCAAUCGCGUCGUGAUGCUGGUGUCGUCAGAACUUAUAAGGUUAGCAAGAAGGGCCGCCUUCUUACCACGGGGCUUUCGGUCGGGGACGCCGCAGUAUCGGGCCGUCUCUGCCUCAUUGAAACGGCAAAAGACGUUGAAAAUUUUGUGGACGGCUCAAUUCUGGUGACAAAAACGACGGACCCAGAUUGGGUGCCUCUUAUGAAGCGGGCGGCGGCUAUUAUCACCGACCACGGUGGGCGCACUUCGCAUGCAGCUAUUGUCAGUCGCGAGCUCGGCCUCCCAGCCAUAGUAGGCACAGGAGAUGCAACCUACAUGUUACACACCGGCCAAGACGUAACUGUUUCGUGUGCCGAGGGUGACAACGGCUUUGUCUACGAAGGAAUCUCCAAUAUCACUACUAAGACAUUGGAUCUCACCGGGCUGCCAGCAGUUAACACAAAUGUUAUGAUCAAUUUGGCCAACCCUGCAGCAGCAUACCGCUGGUGGCGACUUCCAGCCGACGGCAUCGGCCUUGCCCGCAUGGAGUUCGUCGUCACUAACGCUAUUCGGGUACAUCCUAUGGCGCUAGUCCACUUCGACCAGCUGAGGGACGCAAAGGCCAAGGAUGAAAUUGCACAAUUGACGGCUGGGUACAAUCACAAGCCUGACUACUUCGUCGACAAGCUAUCGCAUGGUUUUGCGGCUCUUUGCGCAACCGUCUACCCUAAGCCGACCAUUGUCCGUAUGAGUGACUUCAAGACAAAUGAGUAUGCGGGCCUCAUCGGUGGUUCCGAGUUUGAGCCAAAGGAGGAGAAUCCAAUGCUUGGCUUCCGGGGGGCCUCACGUUACUAUUCACCGCUUUAUAAAGAGGGUUUCGCGCUUGAGUGCCGCGCGAUCAAGCAGCUGCGCGAGGUGAUGGGCUUCACCAACGCAAUCAUUAUGAUUCCUUUCUGCCGGACAAUCGACGAGGCGGAAAAGGUACUAAACACCAUGGCCGAUAAUGGGCUCAAGCGUGGCGAGCACGGUCUCCAGGUGUAUGUCAUGUGCGAGAUUCCGUCUAAUGUCAUCAUGGCCGAUAAGUUUUCUGAGCACUUCGAUGGGUUCUCGAUCGGCUCCAACGAUCUGACGCAGUUGACUCUCGGCGUUGACCGCGAUUCUGAAGAGCUGGCAGGCCUAUUUAAUGAGCAAGACGGGGCUGUCAAAUGGAUGAUCACACACGCAAUCUCAGUAGCUCGCAAGACUGGUCGCAAAAUCGGCAUCUGCGGACAGGCGCCCAGUGAUCAUCCGGAAUUUGCGAAAUUCCUAGUUAAAGCCGGUAUCAACUCUAUCUCCGUCAGUCCCGACAGCUUUGUCGCUGUGAAGAGGCAUGUAAUUGCGAGCGAACAGCCAUGA